Molecule: messenger RNA, 930 nt
Organism: Alternaria novae-zelandiae
Lineage: Eukaryota; Fungi; Ascomycota; Dothideomycetes; Pleosporales; Pleosporaceae
Exons: 4
Coding region: 1-930 (309 amino acids)
Source: RefSeq, a predicted model, not a curated record
AUGACCUCUCGUCCCAUCUCCAACACUUCGAGCUCCUCCAGCGACUCUCACAAGCCCGAGAGUGAUGUUGCCCCCAGUCAUGCGAAAGCCCGCAAGCCAAGGCCGUCACCCCCCAAGUGGCUGCGCGACAAUCCAUACGUCGGCAAAAUCUUCCGCACCACCAAGGAUGCGCGAUGGAAGAUACUCGCACCGCUAUCAACGCUGGAGUUCCAGGAUGACCACAGUCCCUGCGAAGCGCGCCAGGUCUACACAUGUGUCUGCCUAGAUGAGCCCUGGAAAGCCAUCGGCGAGUGUGUAGUCAAAGUCAAGUUCCAAAUUCGCGCGAGUAGGCGUACAGUUGAGGAGUACCAGGAAAUGAUCGAUGAUGGCGAGGCGGAGCUACGUGAUCAAAACGACACCAGAGGCACCAGAUUGCCUGCAUACAAGGAUCACCUCAAGCUGUGCACCACACCUACCACUUCACUCUCGAGUCCCGCGACAAGAAAUGAGAUAGAAGCUCUUGACCGUCUUGGGCAUGAAAAAUGUCAGCAUUCUCCCUGGCUCUGUGGUACGUCUGAAGGCACGGUGCGCCCGGGUUUCCAUUAUGAAGCCAUAGAUGGAGGCUAUCGUGUCCUUAUGCUCAUGAACAAGUUGCCUGGGGUGACUUUGUCAAUGGACAUGUUCUGUGAGAUGGCUCUUGAGAAGAGGAAGGUUGUCCGAGAAGCCUUCAAAGUGGCAUGGCUUGCCGUGGUGAAAUGUGGGGUUGUGCCAAUCGAUCGUGGCCUGCACAAUAUCAUGUGGGAUCAGGAGACUUGCAAGUGUUACCUUGUUGACUUCGAAGAGGUUGACAAGCUUCGCGCGAACGAAAUGAGCGCUCCCAGCCUAGAGGAUGACGAGCUGGACAUGUGGAUACCUAAUGAAGAUGAAGUCGCAGAGUAUUUGGCGUACUAG